CCGCAUAAAAUCGUUACUUUGUCGUUUACCAGGACGUGGUCCGCUUCUGGUUCUAGGUUUUCCGAACGAUGAGACCCGACGAGGGCAAGAUUUUUGUUUUCCCUCUCAGAAGAUAAGCGGGACCAAGCAAGGGCGAUAGCAAGAGGUAGGAAAAUGGAGGAAAGCUUUGAAGUUCGCGUCAAGCGUUUGUUCGGAUCCCAGCUCUUCGAAGCUGUUCCCCAGAGCUCUUUUCCGGCGUCUUCGUGGUCGGUGGCGGACGGCGAGGUUGAGCGGAAGGAGUGGAACCGGGAGCGCGGCGCUGGCCCCGACAGAUCGGAUGAUCCGUGUUCCUCUGCCUUCGCUGAAGGUGGAUGUUAUGCGAAAAAGCGUAGCGCCCGGAGGGGUUUCGAACUGCGUAUGGACGCGCUCGAUGAUGAUGCUGAGGAGGAGGGCAGAGGGGAGGUGGAAGAGGAGGAGGAGAAUGACCAAGGGGACGAUCGUGAUGCUGAGGUGUUGGAGAUGAGAUCUUUCGUCGGGCUCGAUCCAACCCUAGACAAGGAGGAUGAAGAGGAUGAAUUUGAUAGAGCUGCUCUGGGCGAAGAUGAUACUGGUGAACGAUUAUACAUGAGGGACGUAAAAAAUCACGGGCCUCACUUAAAUUAUCACAGUAUAUUUGCAGAUGUGGAAGAGGAGUCAUAUACUGGAUCCCGCCGUUUCUACAAGGAUCCCCGUGCUGAUCAUUGUGCUGCAGGUAUUCGGCUUGAAGAGGAUAAGAAAGCAGCUGAAAUUUUUUCUGUUCCAGAUCAUAGCAAAGAUGAGCACCCUUCAACCUCUGGUUUGGUAGAUUUCACUGUGGAGGACAUCAAGUUGAAGCCUAUUCUGAAGAGAAAAACGGCGCAAGAAGAUUUAAAGCCAAAGAAACGAGUUAGAUUUGACCCCGGUUGCAAGCCUGAUAAUAAUGAGAUACUGAGGGAAGCUCAGGAUUCUGCCAUGUUCUCGCAUGUCAUGGAGGCCCCUACAGUUGCUGAUCCAACCCCUGUAAUUUUAGAAGAAUCUCCAGGGCUUCCUGAUUAUAUGAGGAAUCCUUCUAAGUAUACCCAUUACACCUUUGACUCUUAUGAUGAUGACGAUUUGGCAAAUAUAAGUGCAUUUGAAGAUUUUCACAAUUCAUACAAGAAAUUGAAUCCCGAACAACCCUAUCAACAGGUCAUCAUGGAGCUUCCGAAGUCCAUUACAUUCAACCCUCGUAGGAAAUCAAUUGAUGACAUGCCAGUUGAUAAUGAAUUGGGAGAUGUUCAAGAAAGCCACAUUAGAGAAGAAUUUCUUGAAAGUGAUUUAUGGGUGACCCGAUCUGUUGGAAUUGCAGCAGGUGAAUCUUAUGAAUCUGGUAUUUGUAAGAUGGAUGAAGACGAUUUAGAGACACCCAUUUCAGGCGAAAGAGUAGAACUUCCAAGGAGUGCGCGGAAGUAUCGUUCUAGAGCAACCUCUGAUGAUUAAAAUUGUUGGUAUGUUUGUCGUUCUUAGCUUCUCUAAAGCACUUAACGACUUGAACUCUUUAUCUAUUGAGAUGUGAAGUAAUGAAUGAAAUUCUUAUAUGCUCUGUAGCUGUAACCACUUGGAAACUCAUUUCUGUAUUUUUCCAUUAAAGCUCUAUUAGAGGGUCAGAUUUAUGUUUUCUUUUU
Molecule: messenger RNA, 1661 nt
Organism: Phalaenopsis equestris
Lineage: Eukaryota; Viridiplantae; Streptophyta; Magnoliopsida; Asparagales; Orchidaceae
Exons: 2
Coding region: 154-1476 (440 amino acids)
Source: RefSeq, a predicted model, not a curated record